This is a messenger RNA of Daphnia magna, 1820 nucleotides long. RefSeq lists its product as uncharacterized. The record is from RefSeq and is a predicted model, not a curated record. Lineage: Eukaryota; Metazoa; Arthropoda; Branchiopoda; Diplostraca; Daphniidae. The transcript is spliced from 10 exons. The coding region runs from base 359 to 1687 and encodes 442 amino acids.
UUUUUAAUUAACUAUUUUCAGUGUUGUUUGACCUGACACCACUAGAUGUCUCGUCAAUCAUCCAUAUAUAUAACCAGGCACGUGGUGGAAUCAUGAGUCAUUUGCUAGUUGACUUUCGCGAAGGAAGAACCUCGUCUGUUCGUGCAAUUGAUUGGAAUACAACACGUGGUGAAUCUAGCUCUUCAGUGAAACUUAAAUGGAAUUAUUCUACAACUCACGAAAUUGAAGUACGAUUACUAACCACACCAGACACCACCCGCUCCCAUAUCAACGCAUUUUGUAAGUCUCAAAAUUAAAUAUCAGCCUUCGAUUUGAAACCAAAGUUCUGCAGUUGUUGCCCCAAGUUUUCCGAGAACAAAUGGCAACACCAACAAAGCCGUUCUGUAUUGUUUACUUUGAAAAAGACGAAACGUAUGAAGCUGUGUGUUCAAAGUGGCUUGAUGAAGAUGGUGAUUGCUGGUGGCCGAGUAAUAUCAAAAACCGUUCAAAUCUCGUUAAAAAAAUACAGAGAGAAGAAGAAAUCAACCCGGAAGAAAUGGACGCUUACAAAGCUCAAGUCUUGAAGUACUACGAUACAUUUUUGGCUGCCAAAAAGAACGCGGAUCUCACGCAGCGUGAGAAACCCAUCCAAAGUAGCACCGAUGCGGACAAUCGCGGAAGGAGUAAAAGAGUAAUAAAACCAGUGGCUAAGUAUGCGGAAUUUUCAACUGUCAGUAUCAACAGCCGUUCAUCUGACAGUGAAACUUCAAGCGAUUCGGCUAACGAGAGAGAGAUGAAUCCGCGCCACAGAGAAAGCUAUUCUAAAUCCAGUAAAAAAAAUUCGCUGUCAGAUUUUCCGAUUCCAAAUGAAAACAUGGGAGCUGCGGGUCUCAGUCAGAUUGCAGUAGUAAAGGAGAAACUUUCAAACCCUUCAACUGAAAAGAAUCAACAAAAACGUCCUCGACUUAAUUCUCCAAGCGACGACAGUUACAACUUAUUUGACGGCUUCAUGGAAUUUAAUUCACAAGAUUUGACUGAAGCUUCUUGUUCGACGCCUACAACAUCGGCACGUAGUCAAUCGUCCCUGUCAGUCCUCCCAAGGCCACCUUCAACAGCCAAUUCAGAUAAAUCUGUUUUUAAAGAUACAGUGGAUGACAGUACAGUUAUUAAGAAGAUCCUAAAAGAAGUGUUUGCAAGCCUGGAACUUUUGAAGAUUAAUCAGCGACAACAAACUACUCUGCUGGACCUACUGGUUUCACGUUCGAAUGCUGGGACUGUAAAAGAAACUUCUUCAGAAUUAGAAGGAAACCUUGGUUUACCUCUAAAAAGUUUGGCUGCUCUAGAAAGGUUCGAAAUUGACCUAAAAGAUCAAUCAACCAAAAGCAAACUGAUCAACAUUUAUUCGUUUGUGGGAGGCGGAUCACUGGCAAACGUAGUUAACCGCAUUUUCCACCGUAUUUUGGAUGAUGAAGUUGCUCAGCAUUUCUGUUUCAGAGGCCAAAACGCAGGAAAAAGGGCGUUUGAACACCUAGGUACCUGCAAACUGAUUGAAGAAUGUGUGAGACGUACGGCGGAAUUCGGUGACGCCAAAGAGUCUGACAUCGAAGAUAAAAUAAAGAAUUUGUUGAAGAAGGCUCCUGCCCAAGUCAUGAAAGCCCGGCAGCCAAAGAAACACACUGCCCAGCAGCCAGAUUCCGGCGAGAGCUAAACUAGCUCUCGCUGGGAUCUGGUUGUGUGUCAACACACUGCAAAAACUAAUUGGAUUUCAUUUUUUUUUAAGUAAUCCUUGUUUCACGCAGAAAUGUAAUUUGAAUUUUUGUACUCACUUAAAUGAAUCUGGA